GAAUGCCUAAUAUGCAGAUACAUGACAUUAUAAAAAAAGAAGAAGCAAUUAGAAAAUCUUUACAAAAAUUUGUAUAUUUUGUAAACAAUAAUUUGAAUUUAAAAGGAUAAGCUAAUUUCUACCAAUGAAUUCCAUGGAUCAAGCCAAGCAAUUUGCGGUAAAUUGGAGCAACCAUAUGAACCACAUAAAACAGGCUUUCGUCAAUUUACUAAAUAAUAGCGACUAUACAGAUGUUACUUUGUAUGUUGAGGGUAAAAAAAUUGGAGCACAUAAAAUGUUACUUUCAGCAUGUAGUAAUUAUUUUAAUAAUCUUUUCCAUGAUUUUCCGCAAGAGCAUCCGAUUGUUGUAUUGAAGGGCGUUAGAUGCUGCGUUUUAAGAGACAUUCUUAAAUUUAUCUACAGUGGAGAAGUUAGUGUCGAUAGUAAACACUUUGAUAAUUUUUUACAAACUGCCGAAUUUCUACAAAUAAGUGGAUUAACAGGUACUAAAAAUGAGCCUAAUGAAUGUGUGACAGAAUUAAGUAAUGGUCCUUCCCCAACUGGACAAACUGGGCGACUUAAACCCAGGAAAAGAAAAAGUUGUCCUGAUAUCAAGGAAGAGAAGAAUGAUAGUGACCAAGAUGAAGAUUUUGACCCAAAAGUAUUGAGUACAAUUUUCGCAAAUGAUAUCUGUGACAUUCAAAUGGGGUCAGAUUUUGAACAAGACUUAACGGAUUAUGACACACAUGAAGUUAUAGUUAAAAAAGAAGAAACAUCAGAAGAAGACCCAAUAGAUAACGUUCAAGGUAUUCUUUCUAACAAUCACACUAUUGAUAAUUUGACUUGCCCAAUAUGCUUUAAAGUUUUUACUCAUCCAUAUAGUCUGCAUCAUCACAAACCGGUCCAUUUAGGUAGGACAAAGUGUCCUAUUUGUAGUGCAGUACUUUCCAGAAAAUACAAUUUAAAAAUGCAUAUGAAGUCUAAGCACAACAUUGUCUAAUUUUUAGAUUAAAAUAAUUAGUAUUAUUUUUAUAUUUACUAUAAUUUGUUUUCCAUUGUGAUAUUUUUGUCUAGUCAAAGUUUUUUAAAAGAAUAAUAAUUAGUAUUAAUUUUCUAUCACAUUAAAUUUAUAUU
Psylliodes chrysocephalus is the source of this 1113-nucleotide messenger RNA. The record is from the annotation of a GenBank genome assembly. Lineage: Eukaryota; Metazoa; Arthropoda; Insecta; Coleoptera; Chrysomelidae.